Centropristis striata (black sea bass) is the source of this 4504-nucleotide messenger RNA. RefSeq names its product transcription regulator protein BACH1-like. The record is from RefSeq and is a predicted model, not a curated record. Gene Ontology annotation, molecular function: DNA-binding transcription factor activity, RNA polymerase II-specific; RNA polymerase II cis-regulatory region sequence-specific DNA binding; protein binding. NCBI's taxonomy places the organism in Eukaryota, Metazoa, Chordata, Actinopteri, Perciformes, Serranidae. Gene Ontology annotation, biological process: regulation of transcription by RNA polymerase II. The coding region runs from base 188 to 2380 and encodes 730 amino acids. The transcript is spliced from 5 exons.
ACUCACACACAGGCCAUAUGACUGAGUCAAGCUCAGUUUUUAGUUUGUAGCAGAGUUGAGAUAAGGCUUUCUGGGAAACAUAGUCUGGUUGGACGGCAUUCCGUUUCGAAAUAACCAUGUGUGCUCAGCAACUGGGACUUUCUUUAACACUCUAAGACACUUGGAUAUUUAAAGUCAGCCUUCUAAGAUGUCCCUGAUGGCCACGUCUGCCCCCCGCUCGUCUGUGUUUACGUUUGAGUCUACAGUGCAUUCCUCCCAUGUGCUGCGUCGUCUGGACGAGCAGCGUUGCCGGGACACGUUGUGUGAUGUUACCGUGGUGGUGGAAGGUCAGAGUUUCAGAGCCCACCGUUCGGUGCUUGCUUCCUGUAGCGAAUACUUCACACACAAGAUCUCCUCCCUCACACAACAUGGAGCAGUCAUCACUCUGCCACAAGAGGUGACAGCUGCUGGCUUUGAACCCUUGCUGAAGUUUGCCUACACAUGCAAACUUCUCUUCGGGAAAGACGAUGUCUUAGACAUACGCAACUCAGCUUCUAUUCUUGGUUUCAGAGACCUAGACGAGGCAUGCUUUGAUUUCCUCCUCCCUAAGUUCUUCAGCAGCCAGGGCUCUGCCCCUGUUCUGAGGAAGACCUGUUGCAAGAAGAAAUGUAAGAGGCGUCUAUCAAAGGAAGAUUGUGGCAAUGACUCUGAUGACGUAUUGUUGGAAGAUAAAGAUGUCAAACCAGUUGCUGACUCACCAUCUCAGCAGGAAGUGGCUAAAACCAGCAAAAUGGGAAGUCAGGGCAGCACAGGCACGCCUACACCUGUAGCUGAAGGGACAAAUGAACAUUUUAUGCAGUGCCCUAAGUAUCGCAAGUUCCAGCUGGCUUGUGGGAAAGAAAAUUGUGCCACAGAGAAAAAUCUGAACAAUCCAGUUACUGUGAUCAAGGAGGACUGUGACCUCUCCUGCUUGCCCUACUCAAGCAGUGUGAACAGUAAGAAUGAAACUGACGAUAAAAUCUCUGGCAAUUCAACCUCAACUUCCACCAGGCAGAGCAAAGGAGAAGCCGAUGAGCCAUGGAAAACUGAAAUACAUGACAAGAAAGCAGAGGAUGGUGUGGACAGAGGGGAGGGGGAUAUGUUUGAGAGGGACCCAAAUGAAAGGCAGGCGAAAUGGAGUAUGGAGGAAACAGAGAUGGUUGUAGAGGAAGACAUCAGCUCUUUGCACACACCCAAUGCAGAGGCAGUCCCUGCAGGGCCAAGCACAGUGCAGGGUGAGAGGUCAUCAGGGUUAAUAUUGCACCAGUGCCCCCUGAAGACCUUUAGUGAGGGACUAGCAAUCACUCGGUCACUGGGGCACAAGAGGUUUGUCAUGGACAUCGCAGAGCGAGAAAAAACAAGGGACUGUGGUUUAUUAGCCCCAGUUUCCAUUCAUGCAAAUGCAGGGGAACAGUUAGAAUUUGAGCAAGAAAGCGGACAGGCAGGAAGCAUGGAGAGAGCCUCCAUGUCCAUGAAUAAUGCCAGAGAAAGGAGCACGGUAGAAAGGGAGGUGGCAGAGCACCUGGCCCAGCGGCUGGGCUUCCAGGAGCCUGAGACAGGUAGUUCCUCUGAUACAGGGAGCACAAGGCCACAGAACGCAUCUUUAGAGUGGCUGAAGUUCUACGAAACCAGCUCCACAAGCACCAGCUGUCCCCUUUUCCAGGAUCUGGACCAAAGCAAAUGUUUAUGGAAGGGACAAGAGCUGUCUGAGUGUGAGGGAGCAUCUCAGUCAGGUGUGUCAUCCCUCAACUCAGGGGAGGACGGAGACUCAGAGACAGAAACAGAAGGAGACAGCGAGUCCUACACAAGAGAGAGGGCCAGACAGGUGCAGUUGCCAUUCUCUGUAGAGUGGAUUGUGGAUUUAAGCAGAAAUGACUUCCAACAUCUGCUGAAACAACAGGUCUUCACGCGUGACCAGCUGGAAUUUGUCCACGAUAUGAGACGCCGUAGCAAAAACCGUCUCGCAGCUCAGCGCUGCCGCAAGAGGAAACUAGAGUGCAUACAUAACCUGCAGUGUGAAAUCAACAAACUGAAAUCAGAGAGAGAGAAACUGAUGACAGAGAAGAGCCAUCUGAACCAGCUGAAGUCAAAAACGUGUCACAGUGUCUCCACGUUAUGCCAGAGGAUCUGCAACGAAGCCAGCCUGCAGCCAGAACAGCUCCAGGUGUUAUCCAAAUACACCUCCACAGAUUGCCCUCUGUCAUCUUUCUUUCCUCACAUAGACACGCUCCUUUCACAGCCGGGGAUGCCUCUCGAGCCUCAGGCUUCGCUCUCGGCCCGUUUCGUGGGCCUUGAUAUGGCGUCUGAGGAGGCUUUGUCCAGCUCCACAAGGGAUACAGACACAGGAGAUGGUCAACGUUAGCUGUAGACACACAUGAAGCACACUUAAUUGCAGCUUGGCACAAAACCCAUAGUGUCUGUUAUGAUGUCAAAGUGGUGAUUAAAAUACUUCACCCUUAAAAUAUCAAUUUUUAUAUCAGCUACACACCCCGUGUUACCUUGAAUUCUGAAAAAAACUUUGUUUUUCUCGCAAGCCUCCAAGGUGAAUGGAGAAAAAGUACACACUGUUGUUAAACCCUGUCCCUAUUGACUUGAAUUGACUAAGGAUUGACUUAGUGAACUGAGUUUUUGGUAAGAAAAACAAAGUUUUCUUCAAGAAUUCGAGGUAACAUGGGGUGAGUAACUGAUACAAAUGGUCAUUUUAAGGAUGAUCUAUACCUUUAAACCAAAGGUUCCCACCCUGCAUCUUACAUUAUCUAAAGACAUUACCUCAGACUGUGGACUGAGUACAGGCUGCACUUUAAAGCACACUCAUCAUAAUAUGAUGAUAAAUUUAUAAUGAGAAGGCCAUGAUCAGCACAAAUGUUAACUAACUCUCGCUACCUUUUCAAUUUAAAACCUAAUUCCAGAAGGUCAGAAAUGCAUUCCAAAACCAUUCAUUUUACUUUUCUACCAAUUAUAAAAGUCAAAAUGACGUUCUGUAGUGAGUGACAAUCACAACUUGAAUCAUAAAUCAAAGGGAACAAUGGUCUCUCUAUGUUUAUAAUGUGCUUCGCUGCUUGAUUACCUCAGGAUAACACAAUAAAACCUUAUAUAUAUAUAUAUAUAUAUAUAUCAAUGUUUAAAAACAUUUUGAUACAGGUUCUCAGGUGUAAAUAGGAAAAUAAUGCAUACAAUACCUCUUGCAGACAGUGUUUUUUCUGCACUCACUAUGCAGUGCAACACAAAACAGCAUUUUGUACCAAAACCAGACAACUCAAUAAAUAGACCUGACAUAGUGUGCCAUGUUUACCUUCUGGUCAUAUGUCUGGCUCAUAUUUCAGGCUGUCAUUGUGGUCAACAGACCACAGUGACACAGCUCCUCUAAGGCGGCUCACAGCUCUCAGAGCUUUGCUUUGACUCGCUAAAACAGACGUCACACAGUUGACUAAAUUAGUUUAAAGUGCUGUCUGAAGAAAGUGCACCUUAGCAGAGCUUUUAUACACGAACAAAGUACACUUUUCUGAGAAAAGCUGCCUCACUCUUUGUAAUGAAAAUCAUUCCUCCUACAUUAUGUGUCUGUCCUGUAUUGAGCAGGAAAUGGACUCUAUUUUCUGGUGCUCUCACCUGAUUAUCACUAACCCUUAUCUAAAUUACACUCAAGGGUCAAGUCAACAAUGUAGCAUUAACAUGAACGCAAUAUGAACAUAUUUAUGUGUAUAUUUUGUUCUACCUUUACUUUCAAAAGCAUAACUGAAUCUAUUUUUGUCAUCCACACAUUUAUUAAUCAAAUUUGUGAAGCUUUUCUGUAGAUUUUUACCUCUAACCUUUUACCUAUUUUCUCCUUCCCAUUGUAGAACUUUGACAGUCAUUCCCUCCCCCCACCCCCAAAAAACCCCAACUUCCUCAUGAUCAAGUUUCACUGUAUUAUAUGUGCAUAUAUUUAUAUAUUUCUUUUCUUUUCUUGUCAAGAUAAUCAUCACAGUGCAGCUGACUUAAAAUGAUUUGUGUAAAAUAUGAAAUAAUGCAGUAAAGACCAAAAAAAUCAGGUAUACAUUGUUUUUAUUAAGAUUUAGAUUCCCUUGUUAGUCCCAUAAUGGGGAAAUUCAAACUCUGCAUGUAACAGAUCCUUUUUACACACGGAUGAGCCAUGCUGAGUAACCACAUUGUAUUUCUGAGGAAAGUGAGGGUUGAGGAUGUUAUUUACGUCACUAAAUGGUAAGAAUGUUUUUUUUUCUCCCACUGAGCCGACUACAGACUGCACAUUCACAAGUAAUGCAUAAUAACACUGGUGCUUAUUGCCCUCUAGUGGCAGUGCCUGCACAUUUAAUAGACAACAAGCUGGAAUGAUGUAUAUUACAGUAAGGCUACAUACUGCACAAAUUUCUCCACUGCUGUGUUCCUUGUAUUUUAAUGCACACAAAUAACUGUAUAUUUCUAUGAUAAUGUCUGAAUGCAUUUUUAAGCAAAAGUGAAACAGAACCAAUCAACAUUAAAACAGAAAAUA